Myxocyprinus asiaticus (Chinese sucker) is the source of this 3489-nucleotide messenger RNA. RefSeq names its product F-box and leucine-rich repeat protein 17 (gene fbxl17). The record is from RefSeq and is a predicted model, not a curated record. Gene Ontology annotation, molecular function: protein binding. Gene Ontology annotation, cellular component: cytosol; SCF ubiquitin ligase complex; nucleus. NCBI's taxonomy places the organism in Eukaryota, Metazoa, Chordata, Actinopteri, Cypriniformes, Catostomidae. The coding region runs from base 305 to 2155 and encodes 616 amino acids. The transcript is spliced from 10 exons. Gene Ontology annotation, biological process: SCF-dependent proteasomal ubiquitin-dependent protein catabolic process; G2/M transition of mitotic cell cycle; regulation of cell cycle.
GUUCUUGGUCACCUCUCUUACCAAGGCCCUUCUACCCCGAUUGCUCAGUUUGGUUGGGCGGCCAGCACUAGGAAGUGUCCUGGUUGUUCCAAACUUCUAUUUAAGAGUUAUGGACUCCACUGUGCUCCUGGGAACCUUCAAUGCAGCCAGGAUUUUUUGUAGCCAUCCCCAGAUCCGUGCCUUGACACAAUCCAGUCUCUGAGCUCUGCAGGCAGUUCCUUUGACCUCAUGGCUUGGUUUUUGCUCUGAUAUGCAUUUACAGCUGUGGGAUCUUAUAUAGACAGAGUCACCGUGAAUCAUCUAUAUGGGCCAUCUUCUCUCAAAGAAUGGUAACGGCCUGAAGAAGAAGACACGGAAGCUGCGCAAAAAGAAGCGGAGGAGGAACUGCUUCCUUCAGGGUCCCUGCAUGCUGUGCUUCAUCGUCCACGGCAACAGCGGAAGCAUCGAGGACGACUGGCCCUUUGAGAACAGUUGCGGCGGCUGCGCGGCGGCGACGGCGUCCAAACUCGCCGAGCGCUACGCUUCGUUGAACUCGCCCGAGGACUGUGCCAAGUUCCUUUUGUCUCCGGGAGAGCUUGCCAUUUUUGAGGGCCAGGGAAGAAGUCUGCUGUCCGCCGUGCCAGCCAAACUGAUCAGACCCCCGGCGCUGUUCUGCGCCGUCGUUCCAGCUGCAGACUACGUUGAAAUGGUGUGCAAGCGCAAGUGUGCUGAGCUGCAGCGGUGCACGCCCCGCAAGCAGCCGCGCUGUGCCUUCCAGGAGGCCAUGGAGAACGGAGAGGCGCGAGGAGAUGCUGCCGCUCCAGACAACCAGUGCCUCCUGCCCUCACUCUGCCCCCUGCCUUCAUCCUCCUCGUCUUCCUCUCCGUCGGAGGAGUACAGCUGCAGCGCAGGGCCGCAGAUGGAUGAGGGCAGUGUGGCGACCUCAGCGAGCUCUUCCUCUUGCUGUUGCGGGCUGUCCCAGAAUGACGGCUUGCAGGAGGGAAAGAGUAUUGAAAAUACAGACACGUACCACAUUAACCAACUGCCCUCUUCCAUACUUCUCAAGGUGCUUUCUCACCUGUCAGUUAAGGAGCGAUGUCUGGGAGCGUCUCUGGUGUGUAAGUACUGGUGUGAUCUCUGCUUAGACUUCCAGUUCUGGAAACGGAUCGACCUCAGCGGGCUCCAGCAGGUUAAAGACGAUCUCCUGGUGAAGAUCGCAUCGAGGAGACAGAACGUCACUGAGAUCAACAUCUCUGACUGUCGGAGCGUUCAGGAUCACGGCGUUUGCUCUCUGUCUUCUAACUGUCCAGGCCUGAUUAAAUACACAGCGUACCGCUGUAAACAGCUCAGCGAUGUGUCGCUCUGUACGGUGGCUCUCCACUGCCCGCUUUUGCAGAAAGUUCACGUCGGCAACCAGGACAAGCUCACAGAUCAUGCUCUUAAACUGUUGGGUGAACAUUGUAAAGAACUGAAGGACGUGCAUUUCGGCCAGUGCUACAGCAUCAGUGAUGACGGUUUGGUGGCACUGGCGCAGGGUUGCACCAAACUACAGAGAAUCUACAUGCAGGAGAACAAACUGGUGACGGAUAAAUCUGUGCAGGCGUUUGCAGAAAACUGUCCCGGGCUGCAGUUUGUGGGCUUCAUGGGCUGUUCGGUGACGUCACAGGGUGUCAUUCACCUCACCAGGCUUCAGCAUCUCAGCAGUCUUGAUCUGCGGCACAUCUCUGAACUCAACAACGAGACCGUGAUGGAGGUGGUGAGAAAGUGCCGGAACCUGACGUCCCUGAACCUUUGCCUCAACUGGACCAUCAACGACAGAUGUGUGGAGAUCAUCGCUAAGGAGGGCCGGAGUUUGAAGGAGUUGUAUCUGGUGUCCUGCAAAAUCACAGACCACGCGCUGAUUGCCAUUGGUCAGUACAGCAGCACUAUAGAGACGGUGGACGCAGGCUGGUGUAAGGAGAUAACAGACCAGGGCGCCACACAGAUCGCCAAGAGCAGCAAAUCUCUGCGUUACCUGGGACUGAUGCGUUGUGAUAAGGUGAACGAGGAGACCGUGGAGAGAUUGGUUCUGCAGUAUCCUCACAUUGUGUUCAGUACAGUGAUGCAGGACUGUAAGAGGACGCUGGAGCGAGCCUAUCAGAUGGGUUGGAGCCCCAACACGUCCACCGCAUCCUAACACACACGGCUGCAGAAUCAUUAUCAUUGAUAUAGCGUUUAUUUCGCCUUCCUUUAAGAAACAACAUUAUGCAGCAGAAACAUCAAUACAGUGCUGGCGCCGUUUGAAAUGAACAUGAAUUUGCACUAGCGGUGAACAUGCAGGAGUUAUUCAGAUGUAACAUGCAGAAGUGCAUUGAGUGAAUCUCACAAAACCUGAAAAAAAAAAAAAAAAUAUGAUAAAAGAUUCAGCCUAUCUAUUUUUGUGACAUUAUUUCAUGACAAUUAAAUGCACCCCCCCACACACACACACACACACACACACACACACACACACACACAGAAUGUUUUACUUGAAUUUUAUUGGACUCUCAAUAUGUCAGCAUAAAUCAGCAUCAGUUAGAGGCAGUGCAACAAACACUAGCAUGAUGUUUAAAUACUUUAAUAUCAUAUUUUUUUGGCAUUCAAUAAAGAGAAUUCUGGCCCUAAAAAUCAGCUACUGUAAUUCUCAUCUCUUCAGUUAGACGUGUUCCUGACAGGUUUUAUGAUUCACCCUUUCAGUUUGUUAAUAGUCUGUGUUCAGUUAAAUACGAUGCACUUCCAUUAGAAGACUCUCUCUCUAAAAAGACUCCACAUGACUGUUUGGAGAAACAGUUUUAGACAGUUUGCUGAUCGACCAUGAAACUCUCUGGCAAGUCGAGUUUAACGCUUGGAAACUCCAUCAAGAGCGAGUUCGACUCUGAAUGUUUCCACGUAACUAUUUUGAAGAAUGCGCUCAUGACUCACAAUUGUUAACGUUACCGACGGUCUUUGAUUCCGAAUAUUUCAGCAGCAAACCGCACUGAUCAGAGCAUAUAUGUUUAUGUGAUAUAGAAAUAGAUUAAAACACACGGGACGAGAUAUGUAAUGCCUUCUGUUGUUGAUUUCAUUUGAAGAUAAUGUCGUUUACUCUCGUGAUACUGUAACCAGUGGUUUGGAGUUGUUUGGAAGUACAGUGAUGAUGUAGGAUUGUUUUGUUUUGUUUCUUUGAGAAAACUCGAGGUAUGUACACCAUAUGGAAUUCUGCAUAACCUAUGAAUAUUUGAUGAUGUCAGGCUGUGAUGUAUAUUCACCUGGAAUGUAAUCAAUGAGAGCUGUUUGAGGUCGAGCGGUUAGUUACUGUACUCAUCUACCCUUCUUCUGUUUCACAACUUGCCUGUGAUGUUUUCUCAUUCAGAUGACCAGGGUAUUUUUCUAUGGUAUAUAAUAGCUGAUGCCUGUAGUGCUCACACUGUCACACGUGAAGACUUUAGUUACAGUGUUCUCUUUUACUGUUCUUGGGGAUUUGAGUCAAUUAAAAAACACAAUUCUACUUCA